This is a messenger RNA of Diospyros lotus (date-plum), 1535 nucleotides long. RefSeq names its product protein LOL1. The transcript has 6 exons. The record is from RefSeq and is a predicted model, not a curated record. Lineage: Eukaryota; Viridiplantae; Streptophyta; Magnoliopsida; Ericales; Ebenaceae. The coding region runs from base 331 to 768 and encodes 145 amino acids.
CUCUCUCUCUCUCUCUCUCUCUCUCUCUCUCUCAUCUGCAACCGCUAAAAGAUGCAAAGAAUUCAAUGGGGCCUAGUGAUUUGCUAGCUAUAACGUCCUGUGACAUUCUUUCUCCAUCUUCAUUUUCCUGGAAUUGUGAAUCUAAAUGAGUGCUUUCUGCAUUUCAACUUAGUGGUUCUCGUGAUUUCUUGAACAGUCUGCUCAUACAUUUCUAGUUUUUCCACGUUUCAGCCAAUGAUAGGAAUGGAUGAAGAACUCCUGAUUCAAAUGCAUGAAGAAAGGUUUUAAGAUCUGGGAAGGGUGUAUACCUCUGUGACUGUGACAGUGACAAUGCCAGUUCCUCUCGCUCCUUAUCCAAGGCCUACAGUGCCAUUUUCACCUCCUGCAAACGGUGCACAAAGCCAGCUUGUAUGUUCUGGUUGUCGAAACCUUUUACUCUAUCCAGUUGGAGCAACCUCCGUAUGUUGCGCUGUUUGCAAUGCAGUCACAGCUGUGCCACCUCCUGGCACGGAAAUGGCUCAGUUGGUUUGUGGAGGUUGUCACACCUUGUUAAUGUACAUUCGAGGAGCAACCAGCGUGCAAUGCUCUUGCUGUCAUACAGUCAAUUUAGCCUUGGAAGCAAAUCAGGUGGCACAUGUAAAUUGUGGGAACUGCAGGAUGCUGUUAAUGUACCAAUAUGAAGCUCGAUCAGUGAAAUGUGCAGUCUGCAAUUUUGUGACUUCAAUCGGGGCCUCAACAAGCACCACCGAACAAAAGUUCAACAGCUAAAUCUGUGUGAAAGUUAAGGGGGUUAUUACAAACUUCUGCAGUUUCAGUUUUGCAUCUAAAAGCACCCCCAGUCUUUGCAUAUCUGACGAAGCAGAGCAUUCUCACCCACCUAUCUGUAUAGAGUUAUUUUUUCCUUGCGUGACUUUAUUAUAGUAAGAAGCUUAAUCUACUUGGAAUUAUGAAAAGUAUUGUACAAGAAGACUCCGAGAUUAUAAAUGUAGGUUGACUGUUUUUGGAUAGUAAAAACAGGCAUUUUCCUUUAUUUAGAUAUGCAUCGGAGGCAUAAAGUAUUUCCUUUUUUUCUUUUUCUUUCUAUCUUUCUUCUUCUUCUCCGAUAAAUGAUUCUAAAUUUCAAAUUGAACAGACAAAUAAACAACUGAGAUCAUUAACGAGAUAGGGAAAAGGAAAAGGUGAAGGUGAGGAUCAUAUGAAAUAACCACUAAAAAAUUGACAUAUGCAUUUGAUUUGGAUUAUAAAGCGGAACAGAAAAGAAAAGAGUGGCUUGUAUAAAUAUGCUUUCAGUUCACUCAAAGAUAUCAUUUGUUACAUCCAGUAGAUAGUUUUUAGUGAUCUAUUGAAGAAGUUAGUUUUCUUAGAGCCCUAAAACACAAGUGCAACCCAAUUUCAAGUAAACUCUCUGCUUGUAUUAUAUUAAAAGCAGACAUGAAAGUACUAUCUAGAACUGCAAUCAUCACGAGCCUUAACCUACUAAGUGGGGCAGCUACAUGAAUUAUAACCGUCCAAUCCAGAACUGCAACCAUCUACUU